GUUUUGUUCUCAACUUUGUUUUCCAUAAAGGACUAUAUAGACAACUUCUUGGUGCAAGAUUCUGAUUGAGCCAUUCCAGAAAAGCCUUAUAUUCCAUAAAGGUUUUCUUCUCCUAGCUGCAAGAAAGUGACAAUUUGUUGCAGGUGUAGUUGAGCAUCAUCAGUACUCCAUUCUAUAUCAUGAAUGUAUUUUGUUUCAUUGUGGUGAUAAUUGGAUCCAUUUGUCAUCGGGUUGCACCUGAAGCACAGGUUCACAAUGUGUUGAAUUAUGGUGCUCUUGGCUUUAACUUCUUUGAUAAUUCCCAUGCAUUCCUAGCGGCUUGGAAUGCAGCAUGCAAUGCAAAUACGGGAACUUCUAAAGUUGUCGUACCAGAAAACAUGGUUUUUUUAGUUUUUCCUGUGACUUUCCAAGGCCCGUGCAAACCCGAUAAGAUCAUAUUCACGGUAUCUGGGACGAUCUUAGCACCAAAUGGACCGAGCAUGCUGUUCUAUCGCGGCGCAACUCAAUGGCUGGUUUUUAAUGGUGUCAAAGGUCUCACUGUCGAAGGCAAUGGGCAUGUUGAUGGACAAGGAAAUUAUUGGUGGGGUCAGUCAUGUAAAAUCAGUCCUCAAUUGGAAGGAUGCACAUAUUUUGCUCCAACGGCUUUGCAAUUUGUCGGCUGCAAUGAAAGUCGGUUGAGUAACGUUCGGUUUACCAACAGUCCCCAAACGCAUGUACUCAUAAUGCAUUGCAACCAGUUUAGAGUUAACAAUCUCAACAUUCAAGCUCCUGACGAGAGCCCCAACACUGAUGGCAUCCACAUCCAAGCCUCUCACCAUGUCCGAAUCACGAAUUCGAUAAUCGGUUCUGGCGAUGAUUGUAUCUCCAUUGGCGAUUACACAUCCAACGUUGAUAUUUCUAACAUCACAUGUGGACCGGGCCAUGGUAUAAGUAUUGGAAGCUUGGGAAAACAAGGGAACUCCGUAGAAGUCAGCAAUAUUCGUGUUAUCAAUUCAUUCUUCACGGGCACAACAAAUGGAGCUAGGAUCAAGACAUGGCAGGUUGGAAAAGGAUAUGUUCGGCAUGUCAUUUUUGAAAACCUGCGAUUUAACAACGUAAAGAAUCCUAUCAUCAUUGAUCAGAAUUAUUGCGAUCAUGCAGGUGCUUGCCCAGAACUGGUAAAUACAAAAAUCUCCUUAAAAGAGUUCUACUUUGCACAGUUUGAUCUCUGCGUUUAUCUCAUUCUGAUUUUGCUCAACUCAUUUGUAUUUACUAAGGAUAAUUCUGGAGUCAAAAUAAGCGACGUGGCCUAUAGGACUAUGUCAGGAACAUCGAACACCCGAAUUGCCAUAAAUUUGAACUGCAGCCGCUUUGUCCAUUGCACCGGGAUUUCAAUGCAAAGUAUACGACUGACAUCCGCCACGGCUGGAGAGCAAGUAGUAGCUAGUUGCAACAACGCUCGUGGGCGAGAGACAGAUGUGGUACCUGCCCAUUGUCUACAAGAGACAUCAUCUAUUCGCCCUAGACCAAAAUAG
Molecule: messenger RNA, 1514 nt
Organism: Oldenlandia corymbosa var. corymbosa
Lineage: Eukaryota; Viridiplantae; Streptophyta; Magnoliopsida; Gentianales; Rubiaceae
Source: the annotation of a GenBank genome assembly